UACAUAAUGGUACAGAUUCUAAUGCAAGUCAGGCUUCUGUUUCUUUUGAAUCACCUGCAGAAUCCUCAUCUCCUCUCUGCAGCCAUGGUCCAGAGCUGGAUUUGAGUUUCAAGUGUGCCAUGAGACCAUGCCAGGGGCAGGUUUGACAUCAUGUUCACUCUAGCCCUUCAAUCCCUAAAGAAAGGGUUACACUUUAGAGCAGGCACUGCUGGCGUGUGUGCUGGUACAGGUGCUAGCUAAUCACUUCCACCUGAAGGUCCUCUGUUCCACCACAUAAGAAGGCCUCUUACUCUUUCCUGUGUCUUUCAAUCUGAGCAAUGAAGCCUUUCCUGGGCCUACAGGGACUCCUCCUGCUUCUUUCCUUUAUGAAGACUUGUGCUGAUGAUUGGUCAGCCAUUCGUCUGCGAUGUGCCAAUCACUGGUUCUAUCUCAGGAUCAAGGCUACGGUAUUUCCCAAUAUUUUUAUGGAACCCGAUGAAGUGUUUUUAGGAUUUGGCUGCCCUGUGACCACUGUCUGGCCAAACGAUGUCUAUGACUUUACCUACCCUACUUAUGCCUGCGGCAUUGUCAAUAAAGUUCUUUAUGACAUCACUCUGCUUCAGACUAAACUUACAUAUAUCUCAAAAAAUGCUUCUCUACGAGCUGAGAUGGGUUUGUCCUGUGUUCUGCACAGUCGGUAUCCUCUUUUCUGUGAAGCAGAAAGCAGAGGAGAUUUCACUGGUAAUCCUCCUGAAUGGGCAGUAGACAUGAGGGUAAGGAGAGAUGAUCAAGCUGCUCCAACGGUGCCGCCAAACUUUGCAAUAUGAAGUGAAGACCAUCGGGUGUCCCAGGAGCCUCAGGCCUCUGGAAGGAGCAGGCCUGAGCUUGCUGAAGUAUCUAGCUUCAUUGAUCAAAACUUAUUGGUUCUCCAUUUCUCCAGAAUGCAGAUGGCCUCAUGAUUUCUUAUCCCCCUUUUAAAAAGAGACUAAUUUGCAAUUUUAAAUAAAGUGGCAUGUGACCUUCAUAUAUUCUUAUUUUUAAGAAGGAGCUGUCCCUGCUUUU
Molecule: messenger RNA, 1041 nt
Organism: Rattus rattus (black rat)
Lineage: Eukaryota; Metazoa; Chordata; Mammalia; Rodentia; Muridae
Product: oocyte-secreted protein 1-like
Exons: 5
Source: RefSeq, a predicted model, not a curated record